UCGCGUGCCCAUCGCUAUCACCCGGGAACAGCUGUUUGUACCGUUGCAUGUUUUUCUUGUACUUUUUUGUUAUUUAACGCUGGACUUCACAUGAGUUUCUUAAGGAAAGGCGGCCGGUUUUUGAUUGCCGGCAUUCUGCCGGGCAUUGACCGCAGCGCUAACGAUGUUGUCGACAAAGAGAGCAAAACAUACAAAUCAUUCUUAGCUCAUAGAAGAGACGAUGAAACUGGCAUGGAGCGACUUAAGCAAAUGUUUACCGUGGAUGAAUUCGGCAGCAUAUCCUCAGAGCUCAACUCGAUAUACCAGGUGGGCUUCUUCGGCUUCCUCGUUGGAGCUAUCUAUGGCGGUGUUACACAAUCACGAGUGAGCUACAUGAACUUCAUGGAGAACAAUCAAGCGACGGCGUUCAAAUCGCACUUCGAUGCCAAGAAAAAGCUGCAGGAUCAAUUUACGGUGAAUUUCGCAAAAGGCGGCUUCAAAUGGGGCUGGCGCGUCGGCCUGUUUACCACCUCCUACUUCGGCAUCAUAACCGGUAUAUCCGUUUACCGGGGCAAGUCGUCAAUUUACGAGUACCUAGCAGCGGGCUCCAUAACUGGCGCACUCUAUAAACUCAACUUGGGCCUGCGUGGCAUGGCAGCUGGAGGCAUCAUUGGUGGCUUCAUGGGCGGCGUUGCCGGUGUGGCAUCGCUGCUGCUAAUGAAGGCCUCGGGCACCACCAUGGAAGAAGUGCGUUACUGGCAGUACAAAUGGCGGGUGCAGCGCGACGAUGACAUCCAUCAAGCCUUAAAGAACGAAGCCGAAAAGGAUGCGCCCGAGCUGUUCACCGCGCACGAUAAGCGUGUGGGCGAGACUGUGACAUUGGAGGCGGUCAAGUGAAGCAGCUCAAUGUAACUUUAGAUAUUUUUUAUUUAAAUAAUAAAUUGCAAUAAUGUCCUCGAAA
Molecule: messenger RNA, 940 nt
Organism: Drosophila mojavensis
Lineage: Eukaryota; Metazoa; Arthropoda; Insecta; Diptera; Drosophilidae
Gene: 140up
Product: RPII140-upstream gene protein
Exons: 4
Coding region: 91-876 (261 amino acids)
Cellular component (GO): mitochondrion
Source: RefSeq, a predicted model, not a curated record